Messenger RNA from Polistes canadensis, 3042 nucleotides. It is a transcript of the gene Tps1, whose product is annotated as alpha,alpha-trehalose-phosphate synthase [UDP-forming]. Gene Ontology annotation, cellular component: alpha,alpha-trehalose-phosphate synthase complex (UDP-forming); cytosol. Lineage: Eukaryota; Metazoa; Arthropoda; Insecta; Hymenoptera; Vespidae. Gene Ontology annotation, biological process: trehalose biosynthetic process. Gene Ontology annotation, molecular function: catalytic activity. Bases 55 to 2511 code for a protein of 818 amino acids. The transcript is spliced from 9 exons. The record is from RefSeq and is a predicted model, not a curated record.
UUAUUUCUUCUUCUAUUUUGAAUUAAUCCUUGAGAAAAUAAAAUAAACGCGAACAUGUCUAAGAUGUCGACGACGAAAAAGAAUAUGCUCGACGGCAUGUUCACAGAAUCAGGAAGCUUCACCUCCAACGGAAGCAUGAUCGUUGUGAGCAACAGGUUGCCGUUCGUGCUGAAGAGAAACGACCUCUCUGGUAAACUGGAACGAAAGGCCAGUGCCGGUGGUCUCGUAACUGCGGUAGCACCUGUCGUAAUAAGUGGAAAUGGAGUUUGGGUCGGAUGGCCUGGCAUGCAUAUGGAAAAUCCAAAUGAACCGAUUCCAGAAUCGGAUCCUAACGAUCGUACGCCAACUGCCGGCCUCUUAUCUCGUAAGGUUGUUGCCGUACACGUAGAGCCUGGUAUCUUCGAUUCUUACUACAAUGGAUGCUGUAAUGGGACAUUUUGGCCGCUAUUUCACUCGAUGCCAGAUAGGGCAACUUUUAUCGCUGAACAUUGGCGUGCAUAUUCAACCGUCAAUGAAGAAUUCGCAGCCAAGACUGUCGGUGCUUUGGAGAUGGUUCACAAAGAACAAGCGAAUCCGACAAAUGGUACUCCUCUUGUCUGGAUUCACGAUUAUCAUUUAAUGUUGGCGGCCAAUUGGGUUAGACAGGCUGCCGAGGACAAAGAUCUCAAACUUAAAUUGGGUUUCUUCCUACACAUUCCAUUUCCACCAUGGGACAUUUUUAGACUUUUCCCAUGGGCUGACGAGAUACUUCAGGGUAUGCUCGGUUGCGACAUGGUCGGCUUCCAUAUACAAAAUUACUGCUUGAAUUUUGUUGACUGUUGUCAAAGGAGUCUCGGCUGUAGGGUUGAUCGUAAAAAUUUGUUAGUUGAACACGGUGGUAGAACCGUACGCGUUAGACCACUCCCAAUCGGCAUACCUUUCGAUAGAUUUGUUUCUUUAGCUGAAACAGCUAAUAAAGUUAUGCUGACCAAUCAGAAAAUUGUUCUGGGAGUCGACAGACUCGAUUAUACCAAAGGUCUUGUACAUCGUUUAAAAGCCUUUGAAAUGUUGUUAGAGAAACAUCCUCAACACCGUGAACAGGUCACUAUGCUGCAAAUUGCGGUACCAUCAAGAACGGACGUAAGAGAAUAUCAAGAUUUGAAACUCGAGAUGGAUCAAUUGAUAGGAUGUAUUAAUGGACGUUUUACGACACCCAAUUGGUCACCCAUUCGUUAUAUCUAUGGUUGCGUUAGUCAAGACGAAUUGGCGGCUUUCUACAGAGAUGCUGCCGUUGCUCUGGUUACUCCAUUAAGAGAUGGCAUGAAUUUGGUAGCUAAGGAAUUUGUUGCUUGUCAGAUAAAUACGCCACCAGGUGUUUUGAUAGUAUCACCUUUUGCUGGUGCCGGUGAGAUGAUGCACGAGGCUUUGAUAUGUAAUCCUUAUGAGAUUGACGAGGCUGCUGAAGUGAUUCAUCGGGCUCUUACUAUGCCGGAAGAUGAGCGUACUUUAAGAAUGAAUCAUUUGCGCCGUCGUGAAAGAAUUUACGAUGUUAAUUAUUGGAUGAAAUCUUUCCUUCAAGUAAUGGGCUCACUCGAGGAACAUGAUUCUGUUGGUGCUACGACGAUGCAACCGGUAACAAUGGACGAUUUUGACGAUUACUUAAGCAAGUCCCCUAGGUACAUCGGCCAUAAUCACAAAUUGGCUCUACUAUUGGAUUACGACGGAACCUUGGCACCGAUUGCUACCCAUCCAGAUUUGGCGAUCUUGCCGUUGGAAACGAAAAAUGUUUUACAAAGGCUCUCCAAUUUGUCCGACGUUUACAUUGCCAUAAUAUCCGGUAGAAACGUGAAUAAUGUUAAAUCAAUGGUUGGUAUAGAAGGUAUCACUUAUGCUGGUAAUCACGGCUUGGAAAUUUUACAUCCUGAUGGAAGCAAAUUCGUUCAUCCUAUGCCGGGCGAAUUUGAAGGAAAAGUUGCCAAUCUUAUGCAGACUCUUCAAGAACAGUUGUGCAAGGACGGUGCAUGGGUAGAAAACAAAGGAGCCUUGUUAACGUUUCACUAUCGUGAGACACCAAUGGAAAGACGCCCGGAAAUGGUGGAUCAGGCUAAGAAAUUGAUCGAGGACGCUGGUUUCAAAGCAUGUUCAGCGCAUUGUGCCAUCGAGGCAAAGCCACCAGUCGAAUGGAACAAAGGACGAGCUUCCAUUUACAUCCUUCGGACAGCUUUUGGUUUGGAUUGGAGCGAACGAAUUAGGAUCAUUUACGUUGGUGACGAUGUCACCGAUGAGGAUGCUAUGAGAGCGUUAAAGGGUAUGGCAGCAACCUUCCGCGUAGCUUCGUCUCACAUUAUUCGUACAUCGGCAGAAAGACGUUUGCCAAGUACAGAUUCCGUUUUGACUAUGCUAAAAUGGGUCGAGAGACAUCUUAGUAAGCGUAAACCACGUAACAGUACCGAUAUUCAAUCAUCAAGAUUUCGGCGCAGUAGUGCAGGUAUCACCAUGGAGAUGUCAUACACACCAGAAUUAGAAUCGUAGGCGUAAUCUUUAUUAGUAUGUAAAUUGUUUUCAACAAAAUAUGUAAGUGUGCUGAUCUGAUAUCUAUGACCAAAUUCGGAUCAAUGUCGCCAGGCUUAAAAAACACAAAAAAAAAACAUAAUGUACUCUUACCAUAUAGUAAGGAUAAAUAUGAUAAAUGAUGAGAGAGAAAGAAGGAAACAUAGAAAUGAAAACGAAAAAAAAGAAAAAGGCGAUAAGUAACAAGUAUCUUGUCUGUAAAAAAAAAAAAAGAAAUAUAACAAACAAAGAAAAGUAUGCACGAUCUAUAGAUCGAUCGAUAUCGAAGAGACUGUAAUUUUGUAGAAACGUCGAUCGUUUACAAAAAAAAAAAAAAGUAAUCCUUGUUCCUUCAUUAUAAUUUUCACGAGUAUACGAUCACAAACUUCCGCAUGUGUGUGUCUGUGUGUGUGUGAUGACGAUACAUAAAAUAUAUUUUACAUAAUACAUAAAAGAGAUACAAGUAUAGAAAAUUUUAAAAAUUUAGUUAUAAAAUGGUAUUGAAUCUGUCAA